Anisakis simplex (herring worm) is the source of this 333-nucleotide messenger RNA. NCBI's taxonomy places the organism in Eukaryota, Metazoa, Nematoda, Chromadorea, Rhabditida, Anisakidae. The record is from the annotation of a GenBank genome assembly.
AUGGCGAGAAAAAGUCCUCAGCAGCUAUCAAAAGAUGUUCCUUUCAUACCACGUUCAGGAUUCCAAUGGACUGAUAACAAUCAAGUUUUAGUCGAGGAUGAACAGUUCGUAAUAUAUGAUGCAUACUGGAAUGUGCCCACAUUCAAAGGGAAUCGCGACGAUUAUUUCACUAACCUGUCAAGGGAUAUGAUCGGCAUUACGAUCAAAACUGACGCUUUGAUUCUGGUUUAUACUUCCUCUAAUACUAUUCAGAUAUAUGAUGCAAAAAGACGUCGAGUGAUGCAAGAGUAUCCGAUUGAGGUGCACAAGUUCGUUGGUUGUUUAAAAGAGUGA